AGCUCGUCGUCCUUCCCGUCGUACUACUAGAUCGUGGUCUCUCUCUCUCUCUCUCAGUAUUGGUGCCUAGGAGACCGCGCGGCAGGAGAGGAGCCCCCCUCCCUCCCUCCCUCCUCUUCUACCGACGCCGUCGAGGUCGAGUAGGGCAAAGGGGACUACGCAGAAGCAGCAAUGGAUGAAGGGAUGGAGCUAAAGGGGUGUGUUUGCCGGAUCAAGAGCUGCGCCGGCCAACUUCUGUCAAUGGAGGAGGAUCUGGUGACUGAUCUGGACGACGACUCAUGGGACUUGGUCUGGAGGGACCUCCGGCUGAAGGCCACCUUCUUGUACAUUGAUCUGAGCCGUGUGAUCUCCCGAAGUGAGAACGAUGAGCGCCGGAAGGCGCUCACCCUUCUCGCCAACAAAUUCUUCUACUGCACGGAUGAGCUAGGCGAUGCGGUGACGAGCCAAAGUGUCCCUGCGAUGAAGAUGUGCUACAACGACACCGCUCAGGCUCUCCGUGAGUUGCUCGCGGCCCUUGCACCGCCACAGUAGCAUGUCGGGCUCAUGCCAUGUGGCCCUGUACUGCAAUGCGAUGCUGUGGGGCUGGACCAAACAGACACAGCAUUUGCAUCUUCUGGAUAGCAAGGAAAGGAUGGAGUCGUGCCAGAAAACUCUUGCAGAGAGACGAGUCUUUAUGUAAGGAACGUAUGUGCCUGAAACUCACAUGGGCAGUUUCCAGAUGAGCACUGGCUAGAGCACCUGUGUACAUACAUGGUCCGAAUAUCUCUGCAUUUGAAGCAGAGCGAGAGAAAUAAUACCUAGCGUGUGGUUAUCUCCAGCAAAAAAUUUCUGUUUUAUUUCUCAUUUAAGUUAUAAGUCUGCGUUUGCCUGGCGGUAA
This is a messenger RNA of Hordeum vulgare subsp. vulgare (domesticated barley), 877 nucleotides long. RefSeq names its product photosynthetic NDH subunit of lumenal location 3, chloroplastic-like. Gene Ontology annotation, molecular function: calcium ion binding. NCBI's taxonomy places the organism in Eukaryota, Viridiplantae, Streptophyta, Magnoliopsida, Poales, Poaceae. The coding region runs from base 172 to 531 and encodes 119 amino acids. The transcript is spliced from 3 exons. The record is from RefSeq and is a predicted model, not a curated record. Gene Ontology annotation, biological process: photosynthesis; photosynthetic electron transport chain. Gene Ontology annotation, cellular component: photosystem II; chloroplast; extrinsic component of membrane.